AUUGGAGUUGUAGUGUCAACAUACAUAUCAGAUUUAUUAAUAAAGACGCUAUGGGUGCAUGUAUGCACCUAGGACCAUAUAGGAAAAGGAUAUGAGAUUUAUGUCAUUAUCUAAUAUGAUGGUUAGCUAAACUAAGAGAAAUAAAUCAAUGUUCAUUUUCUUAAGGACCCCCCUGGCGGCCAUAUUCUUAAGUUAUUUACGAUGGUGCAAUGUAUAAAUGGAUGGACUGUGUCUACAUUUACUCUGUUAAAAGGCUGUCUAGGAUCAUUGGUCGUGUUUGUUGCACUAAUAUUACUUUUUGCCACAACUGACACCAAAACACAUAAAAACAUAUUCAAUUUUAAUUUAAGAACAAUUGAAAUGGUAAAUCCCAUUCCUGUUUCAUAUCAUGAUAGUGGUGGCAACAAUAGGACCCGUGAUUUGGUUCAAGACAUGACUAAGGAUCCAAUACAGGACAUGAGCAAGGAUCCGGUACAUGACAUGUUCCAAAAUGGGGAAAAUGAUAUGUUGUCUUCGUCACACUCACUGGAUUACAAAAGGGUUGUAGACGCAUAUCGGACGGUGUCAUUAGAAGUGAAGCAAAUACUAAAUAGCACCAAUAAUAACAGUACACAAGAUUCAACAGCCCUCAAUGUAAAUCGAAUGCCAUCAACCGCAUUGAAAUGGGCACUUGACAUGUACAGGAGUAAAUCAAGUACUACAGUGAUUGGGUCUGAACAUUUAGAGUGCACGGGGGACGUUACUCUCACGCCGGUGGACCUAAGAAUUAUCGUUCUCACUCAGGAAAGAACGAAGUCGCUCCAGAUUUGUUUAGAGCAUAUUGAUAAUGCUGAAUACCAUGGUGAGAAGGUCGUCUUGGAUAUUUGGAUUGACCGGGAGAAUCAGACCAAUGAACUUAAUGAAGAACUUUUCAAAAUGGUGAGCAAUUUCAAAUUUAAGCCACAUAUUGUCAAAUGCGUGCAUAUACAAGAUAAAUAUGUGGGUAUAAUUGGACAAUGGAUCGAUUCCUGGAAACUCGGUCCAGAUAAUAAAGAAAUAUGCGUCAUUCUGGAGGACGAUGUCGAUGUAUCACCACAUUUUUAUACAUGGCUUAAGCCAGUGCAUUUAAAAUACCAGCACAGGGAUGACGUCUCGGGAGUAGGACUCUCAACGAUCUUUCCCGACCCCCUCGCAGAUAAACCGCAAUGUCUCGAAAAAAUGAAGCAAACACCAUCAAUGUGUAACGCGAUAAGAGUAGUUUUCAAUAAGAAUCCAGUUUACAUGUACAAAAUACCAACUACCUGGGGGUUCAGUCCUAAAAUCUCAAGUUGGAGAAAAUUCCAGAUUUGGUACCAUAACACAAGACGUUCUAACUCAACAUUUAAACCGACAAUAGAUGCCCCCAUCAUACACAACACAUGGUUCAAUGGGGUCAGGGACAUGUGGUCCAUGUGGCACAUCUAUCACUGUCAUACAAACAAACUUUAUUGCAUAUUUCCGAAUAUUGUAAAGAAUGGGAAAUUCGCUAAUCAUAGACAAGAAAAGGGCCUGCAUUAUUUUCCAGCCGAGACUAAGUCUCAGUAUACUUCUAGCUUGGUAGAAGAAUGGAAAGACAUGUAUCUUGACCUGCCGGAUAAACUUAUACAUGUAGAUUACGAUGGAAGCUAUGAAGAAGGCUAUUAACAAUUAAUGCUUGCUUGACUAAUUUGUUUCAUGUUUUUUUCAUUGUUUCACAUUAUAAGUGUUGUGUAUCCAUAAUACAUGGUUUGAACAUGUACACAUAAUAUUAAUCAUUUUCU
Owenia fusiformis is the source of this 1778-nucleotide messenger RNA. The record is from the annotation of a GenBank genome assembly. Lineage: Eukaryota; Metazoa; Annelida; Polychaeta; Sabellida; Oweniidae.